Protopterus annectens (West African lungfish) is the source of this 4114-nucleotide messenger RNA. It is a transcript of the gene MBD3, whose product is annotated as methyl-CpG binding domain protein 3. The transcript is spliced from 7 exons. The record is from RefSeq and is a predicted model, not a curated record. NCBI's taxonomy places the organism in Eukaryota, Metazoa, Chordata, Ceratodontiformes, Protopteridae. Gene Ontology annotation, molecular function: DNA binding. The coding region runs from base 327 to 1169 and encodes 280 amino acids.
UGUUACUUUUGGGUCGUUGGGGAAGGGACUGGGCGGUGUUAGCAAUGCUUGCUCGUCCUCGAGAUGGGGUCUUACUCCCACGUUAUUUAGUGACGGGCUACUGGAAAAGUCUCGGUCACGCGCUUGGAUGAGCUUGGGGUAGUUUUGCGCGUACAUGUUCUUUUGUACGGCUCAAACUGGUCUCACAGUUAGGCGAUUUUUUUUCCGCUUCGCAUCACUUUCAUUGUGAGAGCUUUUGUGUGGUGUGAAGUGCCUUUGUCCUUUCAUAGGGAUUUUAAAAACGAGCGGGAGCGCGGCUGCUCUAGACCACCGGCCUGGAGGGAGGCAUGGAAAGGAAACGCUGGGAGUGCUCGGCUCUUCCUCAAGGUUGGAAGCGGGAGGAAGUGACCCGAAAGUCGGGUUUGUCUGCCGGGAAGAGUGAUGUAUAUUACUACAGCCCAAGUGGGAAGAAGUUUCGGAGUAAACCACAACUGGCACGCUAUCUGGGCAACUCCAUGGACUUGAGCACUUUUGAUUUCCGUACUGGGAAGAUGCUAAUGAGCAAAAUGAACAAGAACAGGCAAAGAAUGAGAUACGAUUCCUCAAACCAAGCAAAGGGUAAACCCGAUCUGAAUACAUCGUUGCCUGUUAGACAGACUGCUUCCAUAUUUAAACAGCCAGUCACAAAAGUUACAAACCACCCUAGUAAUAAAGUUAAAACAGAUCCGCAGAAAGCUGUGGAGCAGCCUCGACAGCUGUUUUGGGAAAAGAAGCUGAGUGGCUUAAAUGCUUUUGACAUAGCAGAAGAACUUGUAAAAACCAUGGAAUUGCCAAAGGGAUUACAAGGUGUUGGACCAGGCUGUACAGAUGAGACUCUACUGUCUGCUAUUGCUAGUGCAUUGCACACUAGCACGACCCCCAUCACUGGACAGCUAUCUGCAGCUGUUGAGAAGAAUCCUGGUGUCUGGCUUAAUACUUCGCAGCCACUUUGCAAAGCAUUCAUGGUUACUGAUGAAGACAUUAGGAAACAAGAAGAACUGGUACAGCAGGUGCGGAAGAGACUAGAAGAGGCUUUAAUGGCUGACAUGCUAGCCCAUGUUGAGGAAAUGUCCAAAGACACUGGGCCAAGUGAUGGAAAAGAUGAGGAGGAGGAGGAUGAACAAGAAGAGGAAGAAGCAGGUGAUGUAUAGUCCAGAAUCAUUUCUGCAAACUGCGGUUAUAACCUUGGCAAAUAAGUUGGAGGAGUAAUUUAACUUUAACUGAAAUGAUAUAUUUUCCUGCAGGCAUUGCCCGAAUCUACAUCACAGUCGAAACAAACAGGAGAAAAAUUAAUCAUGGCAGUUGUGCGUUUGGUUACUGGCCAUAUAUUUUUUUAACAGGGUGAGGCUGGUAGUUUUACUGAAAUGUUUACUAGUUUUUAUCGAUAAGAAAACUCUGGAAGGAGAAGCUGAUUCAGCUGUUUGUAACCAUUCCACUGAUACUGUGCCCCAGUAAAGUGUACUUCCAGUGUCAGUUUCUUGGAUGUGCUUAUUAAAUAGAGUAAAAUGGAGGACUUGACUUUGUGGCCAAAAGCAGUACAGAAUUCAGUUUAUGCUGCCUACCUUUGAUAUUCACUGUAAUAUAGAGAAAAAAGCAGUAAUUAUGCCCGUCUAACUUUAAUCAAUUUAGCAGUGGCCAUAAAAGUUCUGUAUGAGAAACUACAUUAAGUGACUCCAUACAAACACUCCUGUGACAAGUUUUGAAUAUGAUGCAGGUGCAUUCCAGUGGGAUUGGAGUACAAGAUCCUUAUCAGGAGUUGAACCUUUAAUGACAAAGUGGACCACUUCACUGACAGUUUAUUGCAAAACCAGCAAAAGAGCAAACGAGGAUGAAAAAAUUCAAACGGAAAACAACUUUUUUUUGGACGGUGGUGAGGGGAUAACCAUAUUACUGUCUGAAGCAGUACAAAGAAAUGUUUGAAACUAAUUCAUCUCUAUCUUGUUAAUGUAUUUUUUUUCUUGAGUCAUAAAACAAGUGGCAAGUAUUGAUGCAUUUUUAAGUCUGGGUUCAAGCCUUUGAGGUUUUGCCGUGUAGUGCAAGAGCUUGCCAAGCAGUUUGUAUUAUUUAGUUAGGGUUUUGCUAUGAUUACUUAGGGCCCGACAUUCUUUCCUUAGCAAAAGUCAUUAGACAAUUACUAUAAAAUUUUCCAUUGGUUAUAGAGUUGGAGUUUACUGUGGAUAUUACAUUUUCAGUGAGCAAAGCAUUCUUCAGCUUUUCUGUUAAUGCGAAAGUGCCAUACAGGCAAAUAGUAUACCAUAAUGUCUUGAAGACGGAGAACUGUUUUGUUGGUCUGUAAACUUGUAUGCACUCAGUUUCUGUAUCAGAGAACAGUGUGAUUAUUCUUUGAUCUUGAAAAAAACAUCAUGUGUUUAUGAACAGUUUUAGUCCUUGAAAUUAAUAAAACAAGCUGAUGCAAGUCUUCUGAAGCAUUCCAGUUUAAUUGACAGUAAUGUGCAUGUAUUGCUGUCCUUUGUAUGGCUGGAGGAAUGUCUGACCCGUCAGGCCUCCCCUUGCUGUAAUCUGAGCCCUGUAUGCACUUUUAACAUCCAUUUGUGUUAAAAGGUAAGAAGGCCAUUAGCUGUGCUGUAUUGAGUUGGAAUUUGUAAUACAAAGACUUAUGAAUCUGGUUUUACUGACUGUAUUGCAGUGUAGUGCAAGAGUGUGCAAGUUUUGCAGUAGUAUAAUGGUUAAAAGAGUAAGAAAGAGAAAUCCGAUCUCUGUAUAAAGUGUAGGUUUUGUUUUAGCGUUGAGGUCUUAAGAGUAAGAGCUCAAUUAGUAAAGCUGUUACUGGUUAGCUGCUGAUGAAAAAGUGCUCACAUGAGGAAACUAGUUUAGAUUAGAAAUUUGAAGACUUGAGUUGCAGCUGUCAAGCAAGCUACUUGUUUGCAGUCUUUCUAGGUUUGAUAUGUAGCACAUGUUUUUUUGUGCUAAGCUGGUAAGGGAAUUAUUUGCCUGAACUUGAUAUCUGUGGAAGGCUAGCAAGAUGGGUUUAGGCGAUGGAAUGGUAUGGGAUAGUAUUUUACGUUAUAGCACCUCUUCAGGACCAGCCCACACUUGGAAAAGAUAAUGUUCUUUUGGUACACUUGUUUUGGUAAAGUAAUGUUGAACUUGUUUGAAGAUCUUGCAAUAUUUUAUACUUCUGUAUAAUACACAUUUGAAGUAGAACAUUAAACCUUCUGACUUGAGAACACUUUUUUUUUUUUCAGAGCCAUUAUUUGGUUACUGUUGUAAAAGUGCGUGCCUAUUUUGUUUUUUUUUUUUUUGGUCUUUCUUGCCUGUAUUUAUUAUAUUGUAGAUUGUGGGCUUACAAGUGUCACUGACAGAGGGAUGGGAACAGAAAGAAUUGAUGCAAAUAGCCCUAGUAAAGUAUGGUAGCUGGUGAUGGAAUACUUAAUUUUUAGCAGCUUUCAACAUACACUUCAUAUUUUUGUACUAUCCAUAUGCAUUUCAGAUGACAGCUCUGCAGCUUAGCAUUUUCAAGAAUAUCAGUUGCUACAAUGGUUUUGUGUUGAUAUACCACCAAGGGAGGGGGACAUCCUAUUAGAUUAGUAAAUCUGAAUUUUACAACCAUGUUUGUUUAAAAGUUGCAGUCUGGAGACUCAAAAGCAGUUUGAUUUCCAUAUGUAUAUUUUAUUUUAGGCUAUCAGAAAAAACACUGAUAGGAGCAAGGUAAUAUGCUAAGAAGAUGGCCUUGUCACAAUUUUAGUAAUUUUCACGGAAGUUAUGUACAUAGUCUUAACUGCUGCUUAAUGACCUUUUACAAUAGAUUGUAUAGAGGUCUUGGAGUUACUGUAUUCUGUCUCAUAAAAUGAAGGAUUGAAAAUUUGAUGUAUAUGCUAGUAUUCUCAGGGUUCUGUUAGUAGCAGUUUCUGCCAUCUGGUUAAAAUCAACAGAAUUAAGUAGGCAGGACAGUAGAACAGCACAUUAGGGUUUGAUAGAAUCAUGCAGAUUCUUUUAACGUGGAUGUUUUCUUUUGAACAUUCCAUGCAUUACAGAUUAAAAAGUGUGAUUAUGAAAUGUGCACUAUUGCAUUAUCUACAUAUUGAAUUGUGUUUUCUGUUAAAUUGAAAUAUGGAAAAUAAAUACUUAAAUUGCA